Diabrotica balteata is the source of this 1469-nucleotide messenger RNA. NCBI's taxonomy places the organism in Eukaryota, Metazoa, Arthropoda, Insecta, Coleoptera, Chrysomelidae. The record is from the annotation of a GenBank genome assembly.
GAAUAAACCAUAUGAGUGAAGAAAAAGGGUAGCAGAAUGGGCGUCUCCAACUGGACUGAACCUCUUCAACCUCUCGGAAGGGUUAUGGAUCCUAUGGAUGAAAUCAUGGUUCAACACAUAGGAUGGAACGUAGACGCUGACGAUCUGAUCCAUAUCCCAAAACAUUGGCAACUCUAUCCCGCCCCAGAAAAAUCUCUCCAUUUCCUCCUUGGUAUGAUCUACGUUUUUCUUUGGUUUUUAGCCAUCAUUGGAAAUGGGCUCGUCCUGUGGAUAUUCACCUCGGCAAAAAGUCUAAGAACAGCAUCCAACAUAUUCGUAGUCAAUUUGGCUUUCAGUGAUUUCUUGAUGUUUGUAAGUAUGCCAAUCUUCAUUUAUAAUUCAUUCAACGGAGGAUUCGCUGCUGGUUGGCUGUCCUGCCAGGUCUACGCUUUAAUAGGAUCACUUUCUGGUAUAUCUCAGGGCAUGACUAAUGCCUGCAUAGCCUAUGACAGAUAUACCACAAUUACAAGACCUUUUGAUGGAAAACUAUCCAAAACGAAAGCUGUCCUCAUGGUUCUCUUCAUCUGGGUAUACACGUUACCUUGGGCGCUAUUGCCGAUGUUUGAAACGUGGGGAAGGUAUAUGCCAGAAGGAUACCUGACGGCAUGUUCAUUCGACUACCUCACCACUACCUUCGAUAACAAACUGUUCGUAGGAUCAAUUUUUACUUGUUCCUACAUCUUUCCAAUGACAGCUAUUAUAUUUUAUUACAGCCAGAUUGUCAGUAAAGUAUUUGAUCAUGAAAAAGCCCUUAGAGCACAAGCUAAGAAGAUGAACGUCGAAUCCUUAAGGUCGAAUCAACAACUAAAGAACGAAUCGGCAGAAGUGAGGAUAGCCAAAGCGGCAAUCACAGUCUGUUUCCUAUUCGUCGCUUCUUGGACCCCAUACGCCGUUCUGGCCUUGAUUGGAGCAUUUGGGGAUCAAUCACUUCUAUCUCCAGGAGUUUCUAUGAUCCCAGCGUUGACAUGCAAACUGGUUGCCUGUCUAGAUCCGUAUGUGUAUGCCAUAAGCCAUCCAAGAUACAGAAUUGAACUACAGAAACGGCUUCCCUGGCUGGCCAUAAAAGAAGAAUCUGAUUCACAGUCAACGGUUACGGAGACCUCUUCACCUCCACCAUCGACAGCAUAAUAUUUAAAAACUUGACUGAUUUUUUAACUGCAAAGCAAAACCAUGAUGACGACUUGGCUAUGUCAAUGAAACAAUGUCGGGUUAUAUGAUUAUAUAGUGAUUUUUUAGAUGUAUAUAAAUAUACUGAAAUAUUAUGUCUGUCACGUAUCUGACCUUUUUAUAUUAAAGAAAAAGGUUCUUUAAACAAUAAAUCAUGGGUAAAUAUUGAGAAAAAUUUCAAACUGAAAAAGGUGCUCUUUUUAUAAAAUAUUGAAGAUUCUUAAGGUAUGGCUAUAAACAUAGAAAAUAGAACUAGGGUUAGA